AUGAAGACACCAUCACCACCAUCACCACUAUCCAUCCUCUUUACAACCCUCCUCUUCAUCCUUCCCGCACUCGCCCAAUUCCAAUUCUUCGACCAAAUGUUCAAUCAACAGCAACAGCAACAACAACCUCAAAAUGCCGGUAGCGAUUCGCUUUGGUAUAGGCAACAAUAUGAUGCUGUCCAUUGCGAUAAAUACCUAUGCCCUCAAACCCUGAGUUGCGUCCACUAUCCUCACCACUGUCCUUGCGCGUUCCCGGAGUUGGAAGAUAAAGUGGAAUUGGAUGAUGGGAGUAUGAUUUGUGUCUCUAAAGGUGGGUACAAGGCUGGAGAGGCGGGGAGGAAGAUCCAGUUGGCUAGGAAAGGGUUAUUGUAA
Messenger RNA from Aureobasidium pullulans EXF-150, 372 nucleotides. RefSeq lists its product as uncharacterized. Lineage: Eukaryota; Fungi; Ascomycota; Dothideomycetes; Dothideales; Saccotheciaceae. Bases 1 to 372 code for a protein of 123 amino acids. The record is from RefSeq and is a predicted model, not a curated record. The transcript is spliced from 2 exons.